Stegodyphus dumicola is the source of this 4944-nucleotide messenger RNA. RefSeq names its product TATA binding protein (gene Tbp). The record is from RefSeq and is a predicted model, not a curated record. Lineage: Eukaryota; Metazoa; Arthropoda; Arachnida; Araneae; Eresidae. Gene Ontology annotation, molecular function: DNA binding. Gene Ontology annotation, biological process: DNA-templated transcription initiation.
GAACAUAGUCUCAACUGUAAAUUUGGGCUGUAAACUAGAUUUAAAGAAAAUAGCUCUUCACGCAAGAAAUGCUGAGUACAAUCCUAAGCGUUUUGCUGCUGUAAUCAUGCGUAUUAGAGAGCCAAGAACAACUGCUCUCAUAUUCAGCUCAGGCAAAAUGGUCUGCACUGGUGCCAAGAGUGAAGAACAGUCCAGACUGGCUGCAAGAAAAUAUGCAAGAAUUGUACAGAAGUUAGGUUUUGAGGCCAAAUUUCUGGAUUUCAAAAUACAGAAUAUGGUUGGUAGCUGUGAUGUAAAAUUUCCCAUUAGAUUAGAAGGCUUGGUUUUAACACAUAGUCAAUUUUCAAGUUAUGAACCAGAACUUUUCCCUGGUCUUAUAUAUCGAAUGGUUAAGCCAAGGAUUGUGCUUCUAAUUUUUGUCUCUGGAAAAGUUGUACUAACUGGUGCUAAAGUUCGGUCUGAAAUCUAUGAAGCGUUUGAAAACAUCUAUCCUAUUUUGAAAGGAUUCAAAAAACAAUGAUGAACUGAGAUCUCAUUUUCCAUUAUGUAUAUACUGAAAAACUUCACUGUUGUAUAUAUUUGGAGCCAUGUUCACUAUUCAUAAUUAGUUUCAGUUGCAUUUUUACUUAAUAACUUAUUUUUACUUUAUUCUUAAACUAUUUAAUUUUUAGUUUAAAAUAAAAUGAAGCAACAUCAAAUCUUGAUAAAAUAUGUAUUGAAUAAGGUGUCUGUAUACUGAAUAUCACUAUGUGCCAUUUUUCAAUUUAUUUUGAAUUCUUUUUUUAUAUAUAUAUAUAUUUGUCAUUAGAGUUACUUUUGACUAUAUUCUACAUUUUCCGGAAAAUAAUGCUUUUUAGGUAGAAAAAUAUCAUAUUUUAUAAGCAUUUUUGUGUAAGAAUGAUUAUAAUGCCUGCCAUAAAGGUCUUCAAAUUUAAUAUGCAGCAUUCCUUUAAAUGAUCAUUCCAGUUAGUGGCUUUUAAAUAGUUCCAAAAUUGUUUAGGUCCUUGAGAAAAUAUCUAUUUAAAAAUCAUUGCAAUUUAAUCCUUGAACAAAAAGUAUUUAAGAAGAAUUUUAUUUAAAGUGAGCCAAAAUUAUCUACAUGUUUAUGCAAAAUUUAUUCUUUUUUCUUAGUAAUGUUUAAAUAUAUUGCACAAAUGCUAAAGGACUUCUUUUCAUCAAUAGCAAAAUAAGUGCAGUAAGGCCUCGAUUUAACAGUUUCUUAAAAGAUUAUGAAAAAAUUAUUAUUUAAAAUUAUUAAAAAUUAUUAAAAUUUAAAAUUAUUAUAAAAAAUUAUUAAAAAAAAAUUAUUAUGGUUAUUUUUAAACUGAGGAACUGCUUUCUUUUAUUUUAAACAAGGUAUAUGCAAUAUUAAAGAAAAAUAAAAUUCUUUUAAUACAUAUGUCUGAAAAAGUACCCCCUUUCUUUUAAAGAAAUUUGUUGGUGAUUUCUGUCAUUAGUAUUGGUAGAUAAGAAUGUGAACUCGUGCAUCAUUUUGCCCAGCUAAUGGGCAUGUAAAAUUUUUGUUUGUAUUUAGCAUCUCAUUUAUGUCUUGAAUACGCAUAUAACACUGCCUUUAUCAAUACAGUGAUUGGCAGUACCGGCUACUGUGAUGGAAGCACUUAAAUAGCUGUUUAUCCAGAAAUGUCCCUUAAGAGGUUAUUGGUAAGGAAAAAAGAGGUAGGAGAUCUUUGGAUCCAUCCCUUGUAGUAUUUCAUAUCAAAAACAUGAUGGAGUUGAGUCAUUAGUAUUGGUAGAUAAGAAUGUGAACUCGUGCAUCAUUUUGGCCAUCUAACAAGCAUGUAAAAAUUUGUUUGUAUUUAGCAUCUCAUUUAUGUUUUGAACAUGUAUAUAACACUGCAUUUAUCAAUACAGUGAUUGGCAGUAGCGGCUACUGUGAUGGAAGCACUUAAAGUGCUGUUUAUCCAGACAUGUCCCUUAAGAGGUUAUUGGUAAGGGAAAAAGAGGUAGGAGAUCUUUGGAUCCAUCCCUUGUGGUAUUUCAUAUCAAAAACAUGAUGGAGCUGGGCAAACUCAUGCUGUACUUAAUGCCUUUAUCAGAAGCAAACACUUCCUUCAUUUUGACCUUGGAUCUGUCAUGAAGACCUAUAUUUAAAGAGCCUUUAUUCGCUAAAUAUAUAUAUUUACCUAUUUUAGUCUCUAUUUUCAUAAACUUACAUUCAUCAAGCUGUCAUUUAUAUUAUUAAUGAAAGUAAGAAAGCAAAAUAUUUUAAAUUAUACACUAAUAUAUAUCAAGUGACAAAAAAAUCUCAUGACCGGAUAAAGUCGGUCAUAGCACUCAGAGUUAAAUGACAACAUUAAUUCACAUAUAGCAAAAAUAUUGCAUUUUUGAAAAUCUUAAAUUACAAGAUAAUUUUUUGGGGGCUAGCCCAAUAAAAACAAUCAUUCAUUAGACAGUAUUUUUUUUAAAAGGAAAACUCUUUUGUAUUGUUGUUGAUGAGAUGAUAUCACUUAGCAUUAGUAAAAUAUGUUUAAUGUUUUUUGUUAGUUUGUUUAACUACAGUGACAUAAUAGUUUCAGUAACUUUUAGGCUUUUAUUUGAUGUGAGGGUUGUUUGUACUGUUAAAAGCUUUUGGCUGAAAAAAAAAAAAAAAAAAAAAAAAGAAAGUGUCAUGUAUUUCUGAAUAUUAGGUGAUCCAUGCAUGUGCGAGCUGAGAAGUAAAAUUGUAUUACAGAAAUUCAGGAAAAAUCGGAGAAUUGUCUAUGUAUGAUGAGUUUAAAUUACCCUAUGAAUCCAGCUACAUAUCAGCAAAAAAUAAAAUAAUUAGUCAUGUAAACUUGGCUAGCCAUAUAACUUCAAAAAAUAUUGCAUUGGUGACAGUGCUAAUAGUGAAGUGGGGAUUGAUGACAUUCACAUGGACAUUGCCUGUAGUAAAGAGAAACUUCCAACAAUUUAUAAGAAAAUUCCGUGUCAUAUAUUUAUGUUAAAAAGUUUGAUUAAUUUUUAUUAGGAUUAAAAAUAAUUAAUUAUCAGUAUUUUUCAGUUAUUCAUUUUUGUAAUUGAAUUAUAUAUUAUUAUUAAUUCAUUUAAAUUUCAUAUAUAAGUGAACCACCAAACUUUUGUAGUAACAAAUUUGCUUACUAUUCCUACCAUAUGCAUGGAUAGUGAUGUUUCUGCUGUUGAUAAAUGUGACUAAGCUACCCUGAAUUAUUUUUCUUCAUGAAGUGAAUACUUUUUUUAUAAUUGAGAGAAAAAUAAUUUUCUCAUUCCUCAUUCCCCCCCUGUCCAAUUAUAUUUAAAGCUGCAAGUCUUUUAAUAUAAAUUUAAUGUUUUUUGCUGUAGUCUAUGCAUAAGUUUUUGUGAUAUUCUGAAGAAUAUUUUUAUGAAGUAAAUUGUAUGCAACAUUAUUUCAAGAGCUAAAUUUGUUGCUAUGCUGAAUAAUUUUUUAAUUUGACUGAUCUAUUUUUAAUAACUUACUAUUUUUAAUAUAGGUAUUCUUGAUAAAUGUUGAUCUAUCAACUCAUAAAGCAUUGUUCAUAAAUAUGAAUUUUUUUAAUUUUAAGUUAUAUUUUGUAUCAUAUAUAACAUAAAUAUGGCAUGCUCAAUAUAGAAAUCAUUUGAUUAUGUUAAAAGUGAAACUCAUUGAGUAUGCUUAAUAAGCUAUGCAAUUAUUAGUUCUUUGUCUUAAUACUACGUUUUUGAGAUAUUUAAUUAGAACACUGUCUGUCUUUAUGUGAACUUUUUGUCAUUAUUUUUGAUGUCAUAUUGCAUGAUUAAUUUUAUAGAAUUCUUCAAAAGAACACAAAGAUUAUUCUAAAUUUUGCGUUUGUUUGAAAAAAAUUCAUUCAUGGGCAUUCGUCUAAGAUUAUAUUAAAUUGUUAAAUAAUUUAACUAAAACUAAUUAACUAAAUUGUGGUUUCAUAAAACAUUUUUCUUUUAAAGUAACUGUUAAAUACAUUUAAUGUUGUUGAAAAUGAUUAUUGAUAAGAACUGUUGAAGUAUUAUGUGAUUUUUGAUAGAAUUAAUGAAACAUUUCUAUUUCUCACCUUCCUGUGAAUUAGUGGGCUUCCUAAAGGAUCUGUCAAACUCAGCAACAUUUUUAGACAACAGGAAGUUAUAUGUAACUUUUCUGAGAAUUUUGCCUGUAUAGCUAUGUAACCAAACACAACCAUUUAUGGCAGUUGCUAAGGGCACUAAGCAGAAAUUUGUUGUUUCCUGCUUUAGUAAAGAAAGGUCUGAUCAUCUUUUACCUUUCUUCCAAUUAAUUCAUCUAAUGUGUAACUCGGUGUUAGGAGCAACAUUUUGGAAAUUUGAAUUAAAUGUUGCUUUUAGGAUUUAGUGAUUCAAAUUGAUUGCAGAAGCGGGUGUUUCUAGAAAAUAUUGCAUCUGGCUCAUUAUUGCUUCAAAUGUUACUGAGUGUGAUAGGUGUCUUUAACAAACUUGAAAUGCAUGUUGGAAUAAGUAGUCAAAUAACUUUUUUUUUUUUUUUUUUUUUUUUUUUUUUUUUUUUUUGUAAUUUAAUAUCACUUAUUAUGUCACAUAAUAGCUGGAGUGAAUGUCUGAACCUGGCAGUACUUGUACCAAUUUAGGAACAAAAAUUGAAGUUGUGCAUGCAUCAGAAUGCUGUAUGAAAAAUCACAUGAUUUGAAUGUUGUGUAAUUGAGUCAGUUAUAAACUGUUAGAACUUAUCAUUGUAAACAGAAAUCACUCAUCCUGUGUCAAAUGCAUUCUUAUUGCUAUUUAUUGUUACAGCAUUUCUCUGAAAUAUUUUAGGAAGAAUGCUGUUUACAUUUUAGUAUUCACUGUGUGAGUGCUGUUAUAAUUUAUAGCAUUUUAUAUUGCAUAAUGUUUGUCAUCCAACAUCCAUUUAGUGAGUGGAAAGCAAUUCCUAACAAAAUGUGGCGAAAUUAUUAACUUCUGAACAGAAGUUAGAUGUGAUAUGAAAAAAACUAUGCAAUAAUAAAAUUAUUGUUCAGUUUGCUUUAA